This is a messenger RNA of Arabis nemorensis, 843 nucleotides long. The record is from the annotation of a GenBank genome assembly. NCBI's taxonomy places the organism in Eukaryota, Viridiplantae, Streptophyta, Magnoliopsida, Brassicales, Brassicaceae.
AUGUAUCAUCGUCGCUCAACAAACCAUCUCACAUUGCUGGCACCGAGUUUUUCCGGCGUCAAUCACCAUCUCGUUAAAUUUGGUUCUUAUACCCAUCGUGGCUCACUCUCCUUCACCAUCCUGGCUCCUUGCUUGGAAUUAGCCGAAGGUUUACUUCUUGUCGAUCUGCUCCGCUUGUGCGCCUCCUCCGGGUUUCAUCGCUGCUCAUUUAUCAAUCCACAUGAAGCUCAGAAAACAGCCACCGCCGUCGCUCUAGAACCACCAAAUGUUUAUUCCGGCGUUACCCCGAGCAGUCGAAACCCUACUGUAAAAGGUCCAAUUCCAAUUCUCUGUGUUUACAAUAAUAUGGGCCUGGUCAAAGAUUAUCUGUUAGAAAAGUUCUUCUCCGUGAGCAACUCGUCUCCGGUGAAGACAAAUCGGCUGGCCGGAUCUUCAAUCUCCUCCUCGGCCGAGAUCUGUCUCGUAGCCGAGGUUGAAUCCAUCAAUACCCUAGCCAUCUCGCUUAACCGGCCCCUCUUCAUCCUCCCCAUGAACUCGCCUUCUGCUCCGGCGAAGAUGAAACCCUACCCGCCGCCCUCCCUUCGCGAUUCAUCCCCCUCCGUAGUCAAAUCGUUCCCUCUGAACGGGAAACAAACCAGAAGAUCCAGCGAGGGUCGGAGCAGGGUCCGCCAAGAAGAUCGACCGGAUCUCUCGCACACCGCCAUCGCCGGAAUCAGUCACGGAGGCCGUCGUUAUCCUCUCCACUCCAACGAGACAAAAAAUCAAAAAAUCGGGCUUGGGCCAUUUGGAGUGAUAACAAUUAGGCUUGGCCCAUUGGGAAUUUUGGAGCCCUUAGCCCACUAG